This is a messenger RNA of Ricinus communis (castor bean), 2289 nucleotides long. Its product is annotated as signal recognition particle subunit SRP68. Gene Ontology annotation, molecular function: endoplasmic reticulum signal sequence receptor activity; 7S RNA binding; signal recognition particle binding. The coding region runs from base 194 to 1999 and encodes 601 amino acids. The record is from RefSeq and is a predicted model, not a curated record. NCBI's taxonomy places the organism in Eukaryota, Viridiplantae, Streptophyta, Magnoliopsida, Malpighiales, Euphorbiaceae. The transcript has 14 exons. Gene Ontology annotation, biological process: SRP-dependent cotranslational protein targeting to membrane. Gene Ontology annotation, cellular component: signal recognition particle, endoplasmic reticulum targeting.
CGGCACGAGGAACCAAAGAAACCCAAAGCAGGAACAAAACUUAAAAACCAAGAACAGUUCCGGAGGCACACAAGCCGCCUAAGAACGCAUCGGAGCAUUCAUCCGUCUCGAGCAGCUCCAUUCACCGUCUGAAAGGGUAUUUCGUACAAUUCGCUGGCAAAGCUUUUUUAAAAUAUAUUUGAUUGAAGGAUUGAUGGGGAAAGAAAGUGAAACAAUGGCAAUGGAUAUUGACGGUCCAAAAUCGAACAAUUCCGAGCAGAUCAGCCCUAGAUAUUCAAUUAACGUGUUGCAGCUCUUGAAGUCUGCACAGAUGCAACAUGGUUUGCGCCAUGGGGACUACACGCGAUAUCGGAGGUAUUGUACUGCUCGGUUGAGGAGGUUAUAUAAAUCAUUGAAGUUUACUCAUGGCCGUGGUAAAUAUACUCGCAGAGCCAUUACUGAAUCCACUGUUACUGAAGUGAGAUUUCUGCAUCUGGUUCUUUAUUCGGCGGAGAGAGCUUGGAGCCAUGCUAUGGAGAAACGACAGCUUCCAGAUGGUCCAAAUGCGCGGCAGCGCAUUUAUUUGAUCGGGAGACUAAGGAAGGCAGUACAAUGGGCUAACCUUUUCUCACAGUUGUGUGCCGCCAAGGGAGAUUCCAGGACAUCUUUAGAAGCUGAGGCUUAUGCAGCCUAUAUGAAUGGCAACUUGUUGUUUGAACAAGACCGGAAUUGGGACACCGCAUUGAAGAAUUUCAUAAGUGCCAGAGCUGUUUAUGAGGAACUUGGGAAAUAUGGAGACCUGGAAAAUCAAGUUUUAUGCCGUGAGCGUGUUGAAGAGCUUGAACCCAGUAUUCGAUACUGCCGGCACAAAAUUGGCCAGUCUAAUCUACAAACCUCUGACCUCCUACAAAUUGGUGAGAUGGAAGGUCCUGCACUAGACCUCUUCAAAACUAAAAUGGAGGCUGUUAUGGCUGAGGCAAGGUCUCAACAGGCAGCUUCCCUGACUGAGUUUCAUUGGCUUGGUCAUAAAUUUCCAAUAUCCAAUGCAAAAACUAGGGUUGCCAUAUUAAAAGCUCAAGAAUUAGAGAAGGAUUUGCAUGGUUCUGCAGCAGAUUCACUCCCAGCGGAGAAAAAAUUAGUCGUCUUUGACAAAAUUUUUGCUGCAUAUCAUGAAGCUCGAAGCUGUAUUCGCAGUGAUUUGGUGAGUGCAGGCAAUGCUGAUAGUGUCAAAGACGACUUAAGUGGCCUUGACAAAGCUGUUAGUGCUGUGCUAGGACAACGAACAAUUGAGCGUAACCAGCUGUUGGUUAGCAUUGCAAAGAGUAAAUUUAUUAAACGCCGUGAUGACAAAAAUGAGAAACUGACCAGGCCUGAGGAACUUGUUCGCUUGUAUGAUCUUUUAUUACAGAAUACAUCUGAUCUUUCUGACUUGGUUAGUUCCGGAAGAGACACAAAGCCUGAGGAAGUUGCAUUCUCUGAAGAUUGUGCACUUAGGAGUUUGGCUUUCCGAGCACAAAGGUGCUUUUACCUAGCAAAAUCUUAUAGUUUAGCUGGGAAGAGAACAGAAGCGUACUCAUUAUAUUGCCGUGCUCGUUCCCUUUCUGAGAAUGCCCUACAGAAGUUUCAAUCUCUUAAUAACACUGAUGAGAUAAUGGUGAAAGAGCUGAAGACUUUGUACAACGAGUGCAGAUCUAAUAGUUGUAUAGAGCAUGCAUCAGGAAUUAUGGAGGAUGAGAAGGCUCCAGAAAACCUCUCGAAAAAAGUUUCUGCAAUAUCAUUAAGUGGAGGUGACAAGAAGGUAGAGAAAUUCCUUCUUGAGAAACUUGAUGUCUAUGAAUCAGCAGUUGGUGAUCCACAUGUGAAAGCUCCUCCUCGGAUUGAAGUCUUCCCUCCAGCCUUCCAAACAAUACCUCGAAACCCCAUCAUUCUAGACCUUGCCUAUAAUUAUAUUGAUUUCCCGUCUUUAGAAAACAGGAUGAAGAAGGAUAAGAAAGGCUUCAUUAGUAGGCUCUGGCGUUGAGUUGCGUAGAAUGAGGAUUUGAUUAACUCAAUAAACCAGGAAAGAAAAGAAGCAAAAUGAGCUAUUUAGUGAGGUAUGGGAGGCAUUUGCUGUGUAGUCAGAAGCUGGGGGUUUGAAUUUUAUUCAUUUAAUUUCCAUGACGGUUUUUCCUUUUGACUUUUAGGUUAAUUGAUAAUCUUGGCCUAGGCCCUAUUAGUUUUAGUGACGAGUUGAAAGUAGAAAUGUGAAUGUUAUUCAUCUUUUAUAUUUUGGUCGAAAUGAGAUACAAGAGAGCAAACCUAAUUAUGCAA